Molecule: messenger RNA, 720 nt
Organism: Aspergillus wentii DTO 134E9
Lineage: Eukaryota; Fungi; Ascomycota; Eurotiomycetes; Eurotiales; Aspergillaceae
Exons: 1
Coding region: 1-720 (239 amino acids)
Source: RefSeq, a predicted model, not a curated record
AUGGACUCCCCCCGGACUCCCUUCCUGGUCAAAUCCGGCCCUCACUUUGAACCCGUCGACGAAGAACCCCUCGAGAAACCACCCGAAAGCAUCAUUCGAUCGUCGACGAGACAUCCUCCAUCGAAAUACUACAUCGCGCUCUGUAUCCGUAUCUUCAUCGUCCUCCUCGCUAUCUGGGACUGCGUCGCCUUGGUUCUCCUCCUCAUUCAGCACUUUCGCCCUUCCGUCUUGACUCCCCGCUUUCCAGAUGUCUACCGUCCAUCGACACUCCCGCCGACUCUGAAUUUCUGCGACUGCGGCUCGAGCAUCAGUGAAGCCAUCUCAAAGAGCUGUACCUUUGACAUCCUCGCCACAUCCUGGCUGCCACCCUACUGUCGCGACGAGGAACUAACCGCCGAGUUUGAACGGUCCGGCCCGGGGCCGAAUGGGGCGUGGUCGUAUUUCGCGGACGAGGCGGCCACGAUUCCUAUGAAUAAGUCGCAGAUUGCGGCGUUGGCAGAUGUGAAUGGGACGUUCUGGGUGACGCAGGCGUGGCAUCUCGAGCAUUGCAUCUUUUACUGGAUGAAGUAUGUUCGGAUGAGAGAUACCGGGGCUGUCAUGGAGGAUCGUUUCGAGGGAGUCGACCAUGUGAGGCAUUGUGGGUUGUUGUUUAGAGAUGAAAAGGACAAUCUCUCCACCAUGAUGAUAGAAGCCUCCGUGGUGCUGCAAUCAGGGAAAUGA